Emiliania huxleyi CCMP1516 is the source of this 936-nucleotide messenger RNA. RefSeq lists its product as hypothetical. Bases 1 to 936 code for a protein of 311 amino acids. The transcript has 3 exons. The record is from RefSeq and is a predicted model, not a curated record. Lineage: Eukaryota; Haptophyta; Isochrysidales; Noelaerhabdaceae.
AUGGGAUCGCGGGUCGGGUGGCCAGAGUCUCCUGCGUGGCUAAUGGCGCAGGGGCGCACGGAAGAUGUCAUGGCCGUGCUGCAGCAGAUCGGCAAGAUGAACGGCACGUCGCUGCCGCCCGAUUUCAUCCUCAUCAGCAGCACCGCUGUGCCGGAGCCAUCGAACUCCCCGGCCUCUCCACCGCUCACUCCGGUGUCGAAGCGAGCGACCCGGGUGGGCCCCACCUCUACUGCGUGGGACUAUGACGCCGUUGCCCCGCCGGCUGACCGCUGGGCCUUCCUCCAGCUGCCUUGGAUGAAGACUACCGCGGUGCUACUUGCAUUUCUCUGGUUCCUCAGCAACUUUGGAUACGGUGUGGCCGCGCUGCGAAUCGACCUCGCCCCGCCACCCCUCACCGUCCCCAUCCCGCCGCCAGGCAUCUUCAACUCGAUGAAUCUGGAGCUUGUCGCCGCCAAGCUGGGCGGGGUACCUACGUCAGACAACACAUAUUUGCAGGCCAUCUAUAUGUCUGCCGCUGCGCCCGUUGGCGCCCUCGCGGGCGCGUUCAUCGUCGACUCUCCCCUCGGAAGAAAGUGGACGCUGGUCGUGGGCAUCCUGACGAUGGCCGCGUCGAUGAUCGGAUUCCUGCGCACAAGCACGGAGAACGGCGUCGUGAUGACGGGCGCGUUGACGCAGGCCACCUCGCAGAUCAUGUACGCCGCCCUCUACCUCUACACGCCGGAGGUGUUUCCGACCGCUGUGCGCGGCACCUGCGUUUCGACGCUGUCGCUCCUCUCGCGCAUCGCCGGCAUCAUCGCGCCAAUCGGCGUGUCCGCCAACGGCGUCGUAUUUGUCGGGCUCAGCUGCAUCGGCACAAUGGCGCCUCGCGCCACGCGCUCGCCCCGCCGAUUCUCGCGCACAAUCCCAAUGGAGGACCCGCCAUCUCUAUCUGCAUAG